Molecule: messenger RNA, 1035 nt
Organism: Prunus dulcis (almond)
Lineage: Eukaryota; Viridiplantae; Streptophyta; Magnoliopsida; Rosales; Rosaceae
Product: glycine-rich cell wall structural protein 1.8-like
Exons: 2
Coding region: 1-1035 (344 amino acids)
Source: RefSeq, a predicted model, not a curated record
AUGAAGUUGGCUGUGAAGGUAGAGUUGAAGAUGGAGGUGAAGUUGGUGGUGAAGGUAGAGUUGAAGGUGGAGGUCAAGUUAGAGGUCAAGUUAGUGGUGAAGAUGGAGUUGAAUGUGAAGGUGAAGUUGGUGAUGAAGGUGAAGUUGAAGGUGGAGGUCAAGUUGGUGGUAAAGGUGGAGGUGAAAGUGAAGUUGGAGGUCAAAUUGAUGGUGAAGACCGAGUUGAAGGUGGAGGUGAAGUUGGUGGUGAAGGUGAAGUUGAAGGUGGAGGUGAAGGGGAUGAUGGAGGGUGGAGUUGGUGGUAAAGGUGGAGUUGAAGGUGGAGGUCAAGUUUGUGGGGAAGGUGGAGUCAAAGGUAGAGGUCAAGUUGGAGGUCAAGUUGGUGGUGAAGGUGGAGUUGAAUCUGGAGGUGAAGUUGGUGGUGAAGCUAAAGUUGAAGGUGGAGGUCAAGUUGGUGGUGAAGGUGGAGUUGAAGGUGGAGGUCAAGGUGGAGGUCAAGUUGGUGGUGAAGAUGGAGUUGAAGGUGGAGGUCAAAAAAGAAAACUAGUACUGAGAGAAGCUGGAGGUGAAGUUGGUGGUGAAGCUGGAGUUGAAAGUGGAGGUCAAAUUGGAGGUCAAGUUGGUGGGGAAGGUGGACUUGAAUGUGAAGGUGAAGUUGGUGGUGAAGCUGGAGUUGAAGGUGUUGGUCAAGGUGGAGGUCAAGUUGGUGGUGAAGCUGGAGGUGAAGUUGGUGGUGAAGCUGGAGUUGAAGGUGGAGGUCAAGUUGGUGGUGAAGGUGGAGUUGAAUGUGGAGGUGAAGUUGGUGGUGAAGCUGAAGUUAAAGGUAGAGGUCAAGUUGGUGGUGAAGGUGGAGUUGAAUGUGGAGGUCAAGUUGGAGUUGAAUGUGGAGUUGAAUGUGGAGCUGAAUGUGGAGCUGAAGUUGGUGGUGAAGUUGGAGUUGAAGGUGGUGAAGUUUGUGGUGAAGCUGGAGUUGAAGGUGGAGGUCAAGUUGGUGGUGAAGCUGGAGUUGACAGCUGGAGGUCAAGGUGGAGUUGA